AUGAUGUUCACUUCAUCCAUUCUCUCGCUGGUACUGGGCGCCACUAGCGUCCUCGCCUCGCCCGUAACCCCGACACCGACGUUGGACAAGCGUGCCACAACCAUCUCGUGUGAUUCUUGGGGAUCCCUUACCACUGGAGGCUACGUGAUCUACCACAACAACUGGGGUGCAUCGGCCGCCAGCUCUGGCUCCCAGUGCACCUACUUCGACUCGCUCAACGGCAACUCGGUCGCCUGGCACACCAGCUGGACUUGGGCAGGUGGUUCUUACAACGUCAAGUCUUAUUCGAACGUUGCUCUUGAGAACGUGAACAAGAAGCUGUCCGCAGUUUCUUCGAUUCCUUCCACCUGGAAGUGGAGCCAAACUGGAAACAACCUCGUAGCCGAUGUUGCUUACGACCUCUGGCUUGCCCCAACUUCGGGAGGCACCAAUGCCUACGAGAUCAUGGUCUGGCUCGCAGCCUACGGCGGCGCCGGUCCCAUCUCUUCCAGUGGAAGCCCCAUUGCUACCGUCACUAUCGGCGGCAACAGCUACAAGCUGUUUUACGGCCUGAACGGCAGCACCAAGGUCUACUCCUUUGUUGCAUCCAGCACCAUCACCAACUUCAGCGGCGACUUGAAUCUCUUCUUCAAGUACCUGACCUCCAGCCAGGGUGUCCCCUCCAGCUACUACAUCACCUCGCUCCAGGCCGGCACCGAGCCCUUCACCGGCUCCAACGCCGUCCUGACGACCACCGCUUACAGCAUCUCUGUCUCUUAA
Molecule: messenger RNA, 759 nt
Organism: Neoarthrinium moseri
Lineage: Eukaryota; Fungi; Ascomycota; Sordariomycetes; Amphisphaeriales; Apiosporaceae
Exons: 2
Coding region: 1-759 (252 amino acids)
Biological process (GO): polysaccharide catabolic process
Molecular function (GO): cellulase activity
Source: RefSeq, a predicted model, not a curated record